UAUGGUAACCACGCGCUCCAAAACCGGAAACGUGACGCGGUGAGCACGUGACGCGGUCAACGGUGGGCUCCAAAUUUGAAAAAGCGGCUGGUGGCUGCCUGAAGCACUAGAGCUAAACAACACGGUGGUCUACGGCCUUAGAAGUCAGUUGACAUCAUCCUUACUUGGUGAACCCUGUGUUUGUGCGAACAGGAGGAGGAAAAUGCAAUGCACUCCUGAAUCAAACUUCUACCUUGAGAGCUGCAAAGGCCAGCGCUGUUAUGACUGCACCGACAGUGGUUACUCAGGUUUAUUCCACAGCCCACAGAGCACCAGUGGAGUUGACUUGUCUCCAGUAGAAUUCAAUGAAACACCUAAAGAGAAUCUCAGGCUUCCUGUCACACCUAAGGAGAGGAGCAGAGGACCAGCUGGAUUGUUGGGCAAAGACUCCAGGGGAUUACAGCUGCCAUCAGCUGUUAGCUGGUGUGAAACUCCUAAAGUAUACAAAAGAGAUUCCUUGUUGCGACACAGACUUUUAAUGUGCAAACCCACCACAGAUGUCAAAACUGACAGCAGAAGAUCACCACGCAUCAGUAAGGAUGAAUCCUCCAGCAGUGUGGGGUCUGAACACUGGCUCAGUGCAUCGUUUGACUCUCUUGACACUACGGUGGACGCAUUGGCACCAAGCACUUUAAAACUGGAGCAGGAUCUGCCCCUGUCUGGCAGGAAACGCCGUCUCCUCUUCACGCAGGUGAGGACCUCCACUCUUGAAGAUGGUAAACUCAACUCUGGUCACCUCUCCAGUUUUGAGAGAAGAGUUUCACUCUCAGAAGCAGAUUUCAGUGGAAGCAUCCCUGCCUCAGAUCAAAUUAGUAUUGAGACUCUGUGCUUUAGUAAAUUCCUGUCUGCCUCAUCUAAGGAAAACUCUCGGUCACCGAUCGGUGAUGUGAAAAAUAACGUAUUCGACAGCUCAAGUGUCUUGUUCACACCGUCAGCCACACACACACCCAAGUACACAAGGUCUGUGUCUGAGGACAGUGGUUUCAGUUCCCUGACCCUUGAUAAAUCCCAAGACUCCUCGGUGGACCAUGACGGCUCAUUCCAGGAGCUGCUGCUCCCCGCCUCCAGAGGAAACUGUGAAACCCCAAAUCUGGCUGAGACAAAGCGCCGCUUCCGUUUGCAGCGUCAGCAAAGGCUUUCUACACUUAAAGAAGGGGGCUCUCAGUCUGAUGAGGACCCAACAGACAGAAAGCAUGAACAUCUUCAUCAGCGCCACAGACGUUCUAAAGACGAUGUUUUUGCGGACAGUGCCACGCCUCGCAGCGUCCUUUCUGUUAGGUGUGGUAAUGGCAUGACCCCUGAUAGUUUGGCCUCUGCAAAACAAGACUAUGCCACCCCACUAAGGGCGACCACCACAAAACUAGAAAACAUGACAUCUUUUAGCACAACUUCUGCCAAUCCAGACGUAACUCCUCUCAGGACAACCCCAGUCAAUCUUUGUCUGACUCCAGCGUUGCAGCUGGUUCAUGCUAUGUGUCAGCAGAAAGCCCAGAUGUUUGUUGGCCAAAGUCCAAGCCUGACGGAGCAGCUGAAGUCCACAGCAGCACUGGCUGAAACCCCGGCGACGUUCAGGACCACCAUGCCAUUGGCAGGGCUGAUUGGCAGGAAGAUGGGAAUGGGGAAGGUGGACAUAUUCACAGAGCUGAAGAAGAGGAACCUCAGACACAUCCUGUGUGUCAUACUUGGUCACCUGACCUCUGAGAGCAUCUACAGGUGUGGUCAGGUGUGCAAGAGCUGGAAUGAAAUCAUCCAGCAAGACAAGAGAGCCAGUUUCAAGAGAGGAAACCACCUGAGUGAACUGGAGGCUUCUCUUGAGCUCAGUGGUGCUGUCCAUGUACCUGACUCAGAGACCAGGCUCACUCUGCUGAAAAGGUCGGCCCUCAAGACGGUUCAAGCCCAGUCUAGGACCUCCAGCUACUGCACCCCGCAGUCAGGAAAUAGCACUUUGACCCCAUUACAGCACAGCGCCUUACAUUCAGGAAGCAGCAGCAAACGGGAUAAAUUCCUAGAAGUUGCCAAAACUCUCUUCAAUGAUGAGUGCCUCAAGCCUUGCCCUCGAUGUGAGCAUCCUGCGAGGUGUCACUCAGUGAAAAUGGAGGGCGUGUGCAGCAGAGCCGACUGUGGUUUCCAGUUUUGCUUGGCCUGCUUGUGUGCUUUUCACGGCUCUAGAGAGUGUGGCAGCCAGUCUGCAGGCCGUCGCAAGAAGGACAUACUACUUCCAGGAAGCGCUCAAAGUAAGCGAAACGUUAGGAGACUAUGAGCAGAUGGCGAACUAUAUUCCUCUUUGACUUGUCGAAGUCACUUUAGCAUUUUGUUCCUGAGGCCUAGAUACAAGGAAGUCUGUUUUUUGGCCAGUACGUGAGAGCAAUUUCUUAUUAAUGUCUUUGUGCCUGUCUCUAUACUGUAUUUCCCCCUUUUUUUUUUUUUAAAAAAAAAACACAGUUCUUGCUUGUGUUUUUUAAUUAUGAAUGUGAAGGAAGUCUCACCAGCAGGACGAUGACUGAAUUUUACUGUUGAUGUACUUUCCCAUACACAUUGAUCAACUGUACAGAAUGUUUUUUUCAAAGUCCCCUAAGCUUUUCAACUUUUACAAAUGUGUUUUCAGAGCAGUUUUAAAAUAAAUUUCUUUUUUUUAA
Micropterus dolomieu (smallmouth bass) is the source of this 2675-nucleotide messenger RNA. It is a transcript of the gene fbxo43, whose product is annotated as F-box protein 43. Lineage: Eukaryota; Metazoa; Chordata; Actinopteri; Centrarchiformes; Centrarchidae. The transcript is spliced from 6 exons. The coding region runs from base 203 to 2299 and encodes 698 amino acids. The record is from RefSeq and is a predicted model, not a curated record. Gene Ontology annotation, cellular component: nucleus. Gene Ontology annotation, molecular function: protein binding. Gene Ontology annotation, biological process: regulation of mitotic nuclear division; negative regulation of meiotic nuclear division.